AGGACUUGCUUCCAGGAUGUAAUGAUCAAGAAGUUUAAGACAAAUAUAACAAGAGCAAGAGAGAAUAAGAGAGAAUUGGAGACUUAUGUACUUAGUUUGUCAGGUGGACCUUCAUCAAUGGUUAUGCUAGACCUCGUUGAUCAAUGUAUUGGCGAGAGUGUCAAGCGAGCGAGGAUGUUCUUCAAGGUCCAUGUCGUUCAUAUCGAUCAAUCAUGUCUUUGGAACACCACCAACAACAUUGGCGACGACAACUCAUCACAUCAUCGAUCAACAACAUUGAGGACACAAUUGACAGAGGCAUGCAAUCGAUACAAACUACCUCUCACUGUUGUACCACUCGAGAACAUCUAUGGCAGUGACUCAAACACAUCAGAUCAGCGAAGACAACGAUUGUUGGACACAUUCAAUCGACUGGAUGACAAUACUGCCAAGGAGGACUUGCUCGAUCACUUUAGGAAUCAACUUGUCUUUGAGACCACUCAACGACUUGGUUACAAUCGCGUACUUAAUGGAUCCAGCUCCAAUCGUUUGGCCAUCAGACUAUUGGCGUCAACAUCCAAAGGACGUGGACACAGUGUUCCAAACGAGACCAACUUGAUUGAUCAGUUUAGAAGUAUCAGCAUAUGCCAUCCAAUGAGAGACUUCUGGCUUAAGGAGGUCACAAUAUAUCAUCGAAGAAUGAAGCUCAUCGAUUAUACCAUCCCCUCCAAUCCAUUCCACAACAUCAAUCUUAACGCCAACAAGUGUUCAAUCAAUACUCUUUGCGAAAACUUCCUCAACACACUCCAGGACAUCUCAAGUCAGACCAUUCAUACAUUGCUCAGAUCAGUUGACAAGCUACAUUCACCAAUGGCACAAGAAUCAAUGUAUUGCUCAAUCUGCUCAAGUAGUUUAACAAAUGAUGACAUUAAGCAAUUGGAGUCCUCUGUCAUUUCUCCAACAUCGACUACAUCGACUACUACUACCACUACAACGACUACAUCGACUACAUCGACAUUAUCACAGGGAUGUGGAAAGGAUACAUGUUGCUCAUCAACGACGACAUCAAGUUGCUCAACUUCAUUGACAUCAUGCUGUUCAAGUUCAUUGGCUCCAACACCAACACCAUCAAUGUAUACUUUGUGCUAUAGUUGUAGACUGAUAGUUAGGAGCACAAAGAACAAACAAACACUGGAGUUACCAUCAUACGUUAACAACUACUCAAAGACAAUGAUGACUGAAAGCAGACUAAGAAAUGAGAUCAAGGACUUCCUACUCAAUGAUGACGAUGACAGCGAUGACGACCAAGACGAUCAUGUCAAG
Messenger RNA from Acytostelium subglobosum LB1, 1302 nucleotides. RefSeq lists its product as hypothetical. Lineage: Eukaryota; Evosea; Eumycetozoa; Acytosteliales; Acytosteliaceae. Gene Ontology annotation, biological process: tRNA wobble position uridine thiolation. The transcript has 2 exons. Gene Ontology annotation, molecular function: tRNA binding; sulfurtransferase activity. The annotation marks the transcript as partial. The record is from RefSeq and is a predicted model, not a curated record. Gene Ontology annotation, cellular component: cytosol.